UCCAAAAUAAACGUUCAGAAUACAUAAAUGUCCAUAGUUUCCCAACUUAAAAGAUGGAACUAACGUACUUCUUUCCUCUGUGCCUCUCCACAUGUUAAUGGUGAAAGCAUAUGAAGUUUUGACAUACGUAGAGACUUCUGCUGUACGCCACCUGUAGCCCAUUUCGAUCACCGGCAGAAAGCUAAAACAUCGUUUUUCGUUUAGAAUAAAGCAGUUAUUUAAUCGGACAAAAAUAAGCAGCUAAUAACGUUUUAAUAUUCCAUCAAAAAUAUAAAUAAAUAUAAUUAUUUAUUAUCAUGUGUCAAAUGUCCUUUGACGUACAUAUUUUUUAAUUGAAUUUUUAUUUUUUUGUAUCUUAAAUUGUUUAAAAAUCAUAUAUAUUUUAUUCUUACUCAAUGUAUUAAGUACAUAAUUAGUUAUCAAAAUUUGAACUUUUCUAGACUCGAAAUUGAAAAUUCUUUAUGUAGGGAACGUAGCAGCUCAUUGUUAAUGGACUGUAUAUUGUUUUGAAGGAAAGUUUCGUGGACUAAAUUAUGCACUCCCACGAUUGUUCUGGACAUGGUCCACCUUCUUAUUCUGUUCACCAGUCACUUGAUGAAUUAGAAUUUGAAAGAGGUAUAUGGGGUUCAGGAACAAUUACACAGUGUGGUAUAGCCAUUUCUGGCUCGUGUGCCAACUAUAUCAGUGACAUCUGUAACAUGCUAUGGAUGGUAACAUUGAAAAGUUAAACAAAAUUUUGAAUAAUGUUGAUCCUUCUUUACCUGAUUCAAGUGGAUAUACAGCUUUACAUUAUGGUGCUAGAAAUGGAAGAGAGGAUGUGUGUAAACUUUUACUUGUGAAAGGAGCUAACCCGAAUGCACAAACUAAUGGAGGUGCUACACCGCUACAUAGAGCUGCUUAUGUCGGCAAUUCAAGAAUAGUUUCUAUGUUGCUACUUCAUAAAGCUAAUCCAAGUAUCUGUGAUAGCGAUGGAAAAACACCUCUUCAUAAGGCUGCUGAAGGACAACAUCAUGAUGUAAUUCAAAUGCUGGUUGCCUUUAGUCCAGAACUAAAACAUGUCAAAGAUAAAAGGGGCUGUACUGCUCUAAAUUACUUAAAAGAUCAAUGUAAACUCAGCGAAUUAUUAUCCUGAUUUGAAAAUUGUAAUUGUACAUAAAAAAUGUUUUAUAUUUUUA
Parasteatoda tepidariorum (common house spider) is the source of this 1175-nucleotide messenger RNA. The record is from RefSeq and is a predicted model, not a curated record. NCBI's taxonomy places the organism in Eukaryota, Metazoa, Arthropoda, Arachnida, Araneae, Theridiidae.